UUCUCUUUGUUGGAUGAUUAGGCUUUCUGGCGGUAGUUUCUUUCUCGUUGAAGAAGAGCAGCAGAUUCUCGCAGGGAGACGGUAAUGGCGCCCAAAACCCCUAGAGUUACCAGAAACCCGGAUCUAAUCCGAGGCGUCGGUAAGUACUCGAGGUCUAAGAUGUAUCACAAGCGAGGUCUUUGGGCCAUCAAGGCCAAAAACGGCGGAGUGUUCCCUCGUCAUGAUGCCCAGCCAAAAGCUGAUGCCGCAGUCGAGAAGCCGCCGAAGUUUUAUCCUGCCGAUGAUGUGAAGAAGCCCCUUGUUAACAAGCGCAAGGCCAGACUCACGAAGCUAAGAGCCAGCAUUACUCCCGGUACCGUGUUGAUUAUCCUUGCUGGGAGAUUCAAGGGGAAGAGAGUUGUGUUUUUGAAACAGCUUCCAUCUGGGUUGCUUCUGGUCACUGGGCCUUUCAAGAUUAAUGGUGUUCCUCUAAGACGGGUGAACCAAUCAUACGUCAUUGCAACCUCCACCAAAGUAGAAAUCUCUGGAGUUAACACCGAGAAGUUCGACGACAAGUAUUUCUCCAAGGAAGUUCAGAAGAAGAAGAAGAAGAGUGAAGGCGAGUUCUUCGAGGCGGAGAAAGAGGAGAAAAGUGCCCUCCCAGCUGACAAGAAGGAUGACCAGAAAGCUGUGGAUACACCAUUGAUAAAGUCGAUCGAGGGUGUUCCGGAGUUGAAGGCGUACUUGGCAGCAAGAUUUUCUCUCAAGUCUGGAAUGAAACCUCAUGAGCUUGCCUUUUAGAUAAGGGAUUUGUUUGUUUUUUGUUCAUCUGAACUUGUUCACGACUUGUUACAAUAGUUGCCUGUCCCAAUUUUUUAUUCGAAAUGGAGAUUCCAUGGUUCACAAUU
Molecule: messenger RNA, 887 nt
Organism: Cucurbita pepo subsp. pepo (vegetable marrow)
Lineage: Eukaryota; Viridiplantae; Streptophyta; Magnoliopsida; Cucurbitales; Cucurbitaceae
Product: large ribosomal subunit protein eL6z
Biological process (GO): cytoplasmic translation; ribosomal large subunit assembly
Cellular component (GO): cytosolic large ribosomal subunit; ribosome
Molecular function (GO): structural constituent of ribosome; RNA binding
Source: RefSeq, a predicted model, not a curated record